Messenger RNA from Xyrauchen texanus (razorback sucker), 1542 nucleotides. Its product is annotated as verrucotoxin subunit beta-like. The record is from RefSeq and is a predicted model, not a curated record. NCBI's taxonomy places the organism in Eukaryota, Metazoa, Chordata, Actinopteri, Cypriniformes, Catostomidae. The coding region runs from base 1 to 1542 and encodes 513 amino acids. The transcript is spliced from 3 exons.
AUGGAGAGCUGGAGGCAAGCCAACUUCCAGCUGCUCUGCCUGGAGCAGGGGGACCGACCGGUGGAGGACCACAUCCGCGACUUCCUUGACCUGGCGUAUGUCUCCAACUUCCCUGACUCCUCCCUGGUCGUGUUCUUCCGGUCGAACCUGAGCAGUGCGCUCAAAGAACGGUUGCCGCCGGCAACACGCGGCUGGACGCUCCACGCGUUCGUGGAGGAGACUCUGGUGACCUGCGGCUCCUCGUUGACCGUCCAUGAUAUGGAUUCAGUGGGAGUGAAUGUGAUUGAAACUGCAGCUCUGGGGAGACCCUUCCAGCUGGGCAUGCUGUAUGACUGCAGGAAGGAUGCAUUAAUACCAGGAAUCACACUGUGGGAUCAAGAAAAGCUGCAGCAGAGUAUUCGUGCUCGUCCCCAAAUUAAUACUAAUUUUAAAAUAACAGCUUCAGACUCCAUCGAGGAAAAAUCGAAUUUAUUGAACAUUGAUGGUGGACUGAAAUUGAGUGUUUUAGGAGGCCUCAUCAAUGUAAGUGGAUCAGCCAAAUAUCUUAAUGACACCAAGAAGUCUUUCAAUCAACAGAGACUUACCUUACAUUAUCAUUCAACCAACAAGUUUGAGGAACUCACUAUGAACCAUUUGGCACCUGAAAAUAUAAUUCACCAUCAGGUGUUUGACAAUGACACGGCCACACAUGUGGUGACAGCGGUGCUGUAUGGAGCAGAUGCGUGCUUUGUGUUUGAUCAAGAAGUUUCAUCUGAUGAGGACAAAACAGAAGUAGAAGGAGAAGUAAAAGUUGCUUUUGAGAAACUAAAAUUCAUUUCUGUAGGUGUAAACAGUAACCUCGAGAUGAAUGACACUCAGAAGAAUGCUGUCCAAAAAUUCAGCUGCACAUUUUAUGGGGACUUCCAGUUACCAGCUAAUCCGACAACUUUUGAAGAUGCUUUGAAGGUUUUUAGUGAUCUUCCAAAACUGUUGGGAGAAAACAAUGAACGUGCAGUUCCAUUGAGAAUUUGGCUUUAUCCUUUGGACAAACUUCAUACAAGAGCCGCAAAACUUCAAAAAGACAUCAGCAUACGUCUAAUCACAGACAUAGAAUCAGUGAUUGAGAGUUUAAGUACAGCUGACAUGAAAUGCAGUGAUCUUCUGAAAGACUCACCUGCUUCAGCUUUUGCUGCGUUUCAUGAUAAAAUACAAAACAUGAAGCAAAACUGUUACAACUACAAGUUAAGUCUAAUGAAGGAUCUUGGUUCUCUUUUACCAAACAUCCGUGGAGACAUGAUACCGGACACAGCCCUGACUGAUCUUCUGAAACAUCACGAGGAAUCUCCAUUCAGAAGAAGUGAUCUUGAACAGUGGCUGAAAGAGAGACAGAACGAGUCUGAUGUCAUCAAAACGCUGCUCAAACAACUGAAUGAUUCGGGAGCAAAAGUAGAAAACAACCUAGAUAACAUUUUUAUGGAUCUAGAAGUGGAAAAUGUGGUCUGUUAUACAUUCACAUCACUGGACUGGUCAGAUGUGCUCCUCUCUAAACAAAAGGAUUCCUGA